Juglans regia (Persian walnut) is the source of this 2444-nucleotide messenger RNA. Its product is annotated as sucrose transport protein SUC4-like. The coding region runs from base 1 to 1782 and encodes 593 amino acids. Gene Ontology annotation, biological process: transmembrane transport; sucrose transport. Gene Ontology annotation, molecular function: sucrose:proton symporter activity. The transcript has 6 exons. The record is from RefSeq and is a predicted model, not a curated record. Lineage: Eukaryota; Viridiplantae; Streptophyta; Magnoliopsida; Fagales; Juglandaceae. Gene Ontology annotation, cellular component: vacuole; plasma membrane.
AUGCUCUUUAACAUCCAAUCAUAUAUCGGCACUUUAUCCAAACCUCCCCCGGAAAUUGAGGGUAAGAAAAAGGGCAGAUUUGUAAUUCGCAAAAUCAUAACAGUCAAAGCUCCGAGGCGCGGUUCCGACCGGAUCCACAGCUCGGUGAAUCGUCCAGACUCCAAACCCGCCCGCUCGCUCCCGCUCUUCUUCAAGAAACAGUUACGGAGAUACAGAGUGAAACGAGAAAGUGAAAAAAGCUGGAGUUAUCAGGCAGAGAGUGAGAUCGAGAAAACUGAGAUCAAAAUGGCGAUCCCUGAAACGGAGCGCCAUCGGGGCAGGGCUCGACCGGCGGUUGUAGCUAGGGUUCCGUUGAGGCGCUUGCUGCGAGUGGCUUCCGUGGCGUGUGGGAUUCAGUUUGGGUGGGCUUUGCAGCUAUCUCUCCUCACUCCCUACGUGCAGGAGCUUGGUAUCCCUCACGCCUGGGCCAGCGUCAUAUGGCUGUGUGGCCCGCUCUCGGGCCUCCUCGUCCAGCCCCUUGUCGGCCACAUGAGCGAUCGAUGCACCAGCCGCUUCGGCCGUCGUCGGCCAUUUAUAUUCUCCGGGGCAGUGUUGAUCGCGUUCUCCGUCCUGAUCAUCGGACACUCGGCAGACAUCGGGUGGUUUCUAGGUGAUCGAGGCAACGUCAGGCCGAGAGCCGUGGGUGCUUUCGUGUUCGGAUUUUGGAUUCUGGAUGUGGCCAAUAACAUGACUCAGGGUCCUUGUAGAGCUCUGCUUGCUGAUCUCACUGGAAAGGAUCAUCGAAGGACUCGAGUAGCAAAUGCGUAUUUCUCUCUAUUUAUGGCUGUUGGUAAUGUUCUUGGCUUUGCCACUGGAUCAUACAAUGGCUGGUUCAAGAUUUUUCCAUUUACUUAUACAUCUGCAUGCAAUGCUAAUUGCGCAAAUCUCAAGUCUGCUUUUUUUAUUGACAUUGUAUUCAUUGCAAUUACCACGUACAUAAGCAUAGCAGCUGCUCAGGAAGUGCCUCUAGUUUCAAGUGACAGAUCCACCCCCAUUGUUGAAGAUGGGCCAGGAACGUCAGGUCAUGCUGAAGAAGCUUUCCUCUGGGAACUUUUUGGGACUAUUAGAUAUUUUUCAGGGCCUAUAUGGGUAAUCCUGCUUGUUACUGCUUUGACCUGGAUUGGAUGGUUUCCAUUUCUUCUUUUUGAUACUGAUUGGAUGGGUCGAGAGAUUUAUGGUGGUGAGCCUAAUCAAGGGCCGAAUUAUAGUACUGGAGUUAGAAUGGGUGCGCUUGGUCUGAUGCUGAAUUCAGUUGUUCUAGGAAUAACUUCGGUGCUCAUGGAGAAGCUGUGUAGGAAAUGGGGGGCUGGUUUUAUAUGGGGGAUUUCAAAUAUCCUCAUGGCUCUCUGCUUUAUUGCAAUGCUAGUACUUACCUUUGUGGCAAAGAGUGUUCACACUGAAGGCCAUGCUCUUCCUCCAGAUGGCAUUGUGAUUACUGCACUGCUGAUUUUUGCAAUUCUUGGCCUUCCUUUGGCGAUCACUUACAGCGUUCCGUAUGCCUUGAUAUCCACACGGAUUGAGUCUUUGGGACUUGGCCAAGGAUUAUCAAUGGGUGUCCUGAAUCUGGCAAUAGUGAUCCCACAGGUGGUGGUAUCCCUGGGAAGUGGACCAUGGGAUCAGCUAUUUGGUGGUGGAAAUUCUCCAGCCUUUGCUGUGGCAGCACUUGCAGCCUUUGCUAGUGGACUUACAGCCAUCUUAGCUAUUCCUCGAUCUGGUCCUCAGAAGCCCAGAGGCCUCACAUGAGUAGUGAGAAAAGUCUGGGCUGAAGGCGUGGAUCUCCAUUUACAAUGGGCAACGGUGGACGUUCUACAUAAAUAAUUAUCGAUGGAAAAUAGUCAUUUUUGAAGCAAUAGGUUUUCAGACAUGCUUGAAAGCUGUCACCAAAUGCUGUGUGAGACAGGUUACCUACAAUUAGUGGAGAAUUUCUUCUACAAAAAUGGAUCCAGGUGAAGCCUCAGCUCUGGAUUCCAAAAACAACACUCGAGACUAAUUCCUUACCAACCAAGAUAAGUUGCCCUUAAUUGGGAAUUAUUCCUCUGGAAAAAAAAAUGAAUUUUGUUUUAGGGAAAAGCUGAUUGUGCUUCGGCGGUUCAAUGAAGUUGUAUUGGAAUCUCAUGCAUGCAUGCUGUGCAUGAAUUUGUUGUGUGAAUAUGGUUAAGUGUGCUUGUGGCAAACAAUGAAUAUAUGAAUUAUGCUGAUUGAAACCUUGAUGGAAUUGGAGACACGUCUUUUACGGUCUGAUUUAUUUAUUUUUUAUUUUUAGGAAAGCUUGAGUGAUUUUUCUUUGUCAGGUUUCCUUUCUGAUUGUGCUUUUCUUGUUCCCUUUUUAUUUUUUGGUUUGUUUUGCUUGCGUCUGACUGAACCUUGGAAUAAAUUCUUGCGCUUAUUGCACUUACCAGUAUCAA